Salvia splendens (bonfire salvia) is the source of this 770-nucleotide messenger RNA. RefSeq lists its product as uncharacterized. NCBI's taxonomy places the organism in Eukaryota, Viridiplantae, Streptophyta, Magnoliopsida, Lamiales, Lamiaceae. The record is from RefSeq and is a predicted model, not a curated record. The transcript has 3 exons. Gene Ontology annotation, biological process: meristem maintenance; meristem development. The coding region runs from base 120 to 755 and encodes 211 amino acids.
UUAUGUUCAUCAGUCUUCGUGUUAUUCGCUCAUAAUUUACAUUUUGUAGAUGGAAUGGUCCGACGUCAUAUGUAAAAGCACCCGGACAUUGUAUUGAAAAUUUCCGAGAUCAGUUCUCCAUGAUGCAUGCCAACCAGUUUAUUUGGAUGCCUUAUCUCCAACGGCAGUUGCCGGAAAGUUGUGAUGCCGGUCGUCCUGUAUGGAUAUCGAUAACAACGCUUAUUUGUUGGAAUCUAGCUGAGCCACACCGAGUGUUGCGCCAAUUUGGGAUUGUCCAACCGUAUAUCCCGCAACUCCCCCGGUUCCACGGUACUGAUUUUGCGAAACAGGAUCGCCGUGGAAAAGCUGGUCGAAAUUGGGUUGAUUGGCACGCCAAUUAUAUACAGGAGUGGGACAACAGACACUUUUUGGUGUGGACUGAUCUGGAGUACAGUGAUGAGCCCGUUGCAACCGAAGAAUAUAUGGAUUGGUUUCGGCAGAUAACUGUUGUGUAUUUAACCAAACCCGGCGUGCAUGCUGAACAGGGCUUCCACGAAACGGCAUCUUCUCAUAGAUUCGCGGUGGAGACACUUCACAACGUGCGCCACUUUCUAAGUGGCCAAGAUACGACAGAACAUCCGGCUUUGGGAACCAUUUCGAGGAUGAUUGAAGAAGGACUGCGGAUAUCCGGAGAGGCUGAGCGGAUGGACUACCGUCCUUCGCAGCGCUCUGCAAUGGACGUGGACGUACCCGUACGGCAAAAGGCAAAACGAUGAACCAAAAAGAAAACC